UGUCUUUUGUUCUUGGGUAUAUUUUCUACACCCGGUCUUAUUUGGUACUUAACCGGAAGUGGCGGAAUGGCCCUGUUUUUAUGCACAAUUGGGUUUUUAUUUUCCCUGACUGGAAGUUUUAUAUACGUCGAGCUCGGUAAUAACAUCCCCGAAUCAGCUACCUAG
This is a messenger RNA of Acaulospora morrowiae, 165 nucleotides long. NCBI's taxonomy places the organism in Eukaryota, Fungi, Glomeromycota, Glomeromycetes, Diversisporales, Acaulosporaceae. The record is from the annotation of a GenBank genome assembly.